Terrapene triunguis (Three-toed box turtle) is the source of this 2558-nucleotide messenger RNA. It is a transcript of the gene UBE2R2, whose product is annotated as ubiquitin conjugating enzyme E2 R2. The record is from RefSeq and is a predicted model, not a curated record. The transcript has 4 exons. Gene Ontology annotation, biological process: protein polyubiquitination; ubiquitin-dependent protein catabolic process. Gene Ontology annotation, molecular function: ubiquitin conjugating enzyme activity. Lineage: Eukaryota; Metazoa; Chordata; Testudines; Emydidae. Bases 84 to 560 code for a protein of 158 amino acids.
AUUAAUUUUAUUUGUUGCAGGCUCACAUUAAAUUUCCUAUCGACUAUCCAUAUUCACCGCCUACCUUCAGAUUCCUGACCAAAAUGUGGCACCCCAACAUUUAUGAGAAUGGAGACGUAUGUAUUUCAAUUCUUCACCCACCUGUAGAUGACCCACAAAGUGGAGAACUGCCAUCCGAAAGGUGGAACCCCACCCAGAAUGUCAGGACUAUCCUACUGAGUGUAAUCUCCUUGCUUAAUGAGCCCAACACCUUCUCUCCGGCCAAUGUGGAUGCAUCAGUCAUGUUCAGGAAAUGGAGGGACAGUAAAGGAAAAGACAAAGAGUAUGCUGAAAUCAUUAGGAAACAGGUUUUGGCUACCAAGGCUGAGGCGGAAAAGGAUGGCGUGAAGGUCCCCACUACGCUGGCAGAGUACUGCAUCAAAACUAAAGUGCCUUCCAAUGACAACAGUUCAGAUUUGCUUUAUGACGACUUGUACGAUGACGACAUUGAUGAUGAAGACGAGGAGGAGGAAGAUGCCGAGUGUUACGAUGAUGAUGAUUCUGGCAAUGAAGAGUCGUGACCUGCUCCCUACAUGCCCCUGUACUGCCCUGCCGACUCAGGCCAAAAGGGAGCAGUGGUAACCUAGCAACAGUCCAGCAAAAAAUACACGGGGGAAAUCAACAACAAACUCUUGUCUCCUGCUGUACGGAUCUCUGUUUGCUCUUUUUUAUGGACCUCUUAGAGAGAGAGAGACCCUUCACAGAAUGUCUGAAUUCUUGCAUUCUUAACCCUUUCAUCACUGUAUUAUGAUUUCUUUUUUAAGAAAGAAACUCCCCCUCUCGCUUCUCUACGAAACGUUCACAGUGAAACAGGUUUGGUCUGUGUUUAAAUACCUUAAUUAAACACAGUCUUGCAUCGAGAUGUUUAAUGUAUUUAAAGCUGGAACGAACCCAUUGAAGUUGGGUCCUUGGGAGUUCACAAGUGCUGCAUUUACUGGGAAGAAAAAACAAACAAAACCACACAAAAAAGCAAAUUGCCAAGGUUUAGCUGCUCCAUUUACAAUAAUAGCGUGUGCACAUUCGUGUAGCUUUGUGGUGGUGGUGGGUUUUUUUCCUUUUUUCAAGGCUUGGGGCAGAGAGUGUAAGCUACUGUGUGUUGAGCUUGAUGGAAUGUUUUACUGAAAGGUACAGUAUUCCUUUUCAGCCUGUUCUAGUUAGGAAGUAGACAGCCCCUGGAGCCUUGUGCCCAGAGGGCAGAAUCAGCUGCCUUUUUACCAAGUGUAUGAUAUGAACCCGAAAAUAAACACUUAACACUUCACAUCUGUACAACUGAGCCCUGGGUUGCUAUUUAUUUUUCAGACUGGUUGGGGUUUAGAAAUCACUAUGCCGUUUGUUAGAAUGCUGCUGAGAUCUGCUGCUGGCUCCCCUUGUUGGGAGGGAAUCGUGAAACUUAAAUCCUCUCCUCCUUCAGAAUGCAAAGUUGGCCACCUUAAAAGUGGUGGUAGGUUCAGUCAGCCAGUUUUCGUCCUAGGAGCAUGUGUUCAGUGUCUAGAAUCUGCCGUUUUCAAUAAGCUACUACACCUCUGGAGAGUCUAGUCUGUGCGUUAGUCGUAGAUGCCAGUUGCUCUUCUCUGCAUCCCAAAUGCCUACUAUUGACUUUUAGCAUCUACCUUUGUUUAUUUAAAUGGGUAAGACUAGUUGUGAGUUGGCAAAUGAUGGGGCCCACCAAGACUUGCUGCUGUAGAUUGUGGGCCUUGAGGCAGAAUCCAAAAUUCCCUUGCGCAACAAUGCACUCACAAGAACUAGAAAUACCAGUCUGGCCUUCCCCAUGCUUAUCAGUGGACAGACUUUCUGAAUUGACCGUCAAACCAAGACUGUCCUCAUUACUGGAGAGGGAAAGGGGAUCCCAGUGACAAAGCUUUGUUGUGGUCACAUAGCUCUCAAAUACUGAUGCCAGCUUGUUCAUGGCUGAAGAGGUGUCAAAAAAGUGCAUGGACCCAGAUGGCUGAAGGGGGAGCUCUGCAAACCAGGAUUAGAAAUCACUGCUGCUAGGCUUUCAGCAUGUUAACUGGGUGGUGUGCAAAAUUCAGACAGUUCAGCAACUCCAGAAUCUCUUGCAUGUGCUGGGGAGCUUUUGGCAGAAGAUCCGACCUACCAGCCUCAAACUUUUUGAGCCGAAUUUGAUUGCUUAACCUGGUUGACAUCACAAAUCCAUUAUAAAGCACUGUUGUGAUUUGGCUGCGGUGUGGCACCCUGAGUUGGCCUUUGGGACUACUUUUUGCCCACUGAUUAGGACAGCAUUUCAAGUAUACUGAGCCUCUCAUCGCUUCAAGAACCUACUCUAGUGGUGUGGAGUGACUCAUGGUGCUGUUCUGGCUUCAGUGGGAGGUUUAUCUAUGUGGGGGGAGUAAGGACUGUUGUGUCAAGCCCUUGCAGGCUCCUUUAAUGACAUUUUGGUUGCCCCCUUGUCCUCACGGUUUCCAGUGGCACGUCACCACCUUUCACUAACCCUGCCUCCUCAAAGUUGAUUGGCUGGGGAAGCCUUCGAACUUGUUAAUAAAGUGAAAGCUGGGAGUGCU